Zootermopsis nevadensis is the source of this 2624-nucleotide messenger RNA. The record is from RefSeq and is a predicted model, not a curated record. NCBI's taxonomy places the organism in Eukaryota, Metazoa, Arthropoda, Insecta, Blattodea, Termopsidae.
AGCAACGCGCUGGAGAAGUGUCAGAUCGUGGGCAGAGGGCGAGCAGUUUGACAGUCUACAGCGUCACAGGGAGACAAAAGCCAUGAUGACUAUGGACUGGACGUGGUCGUCGAUCUCAUUCUGGGUCAUCCUACAGACCGGGAUAGUACUGGUAGUGUAUCUGUGGGGAACAUGGAACCACAACCAUUUCAAGAAAAGGAACGUGCCUUAUAUCACACCUGUUCCAUUCUUCGGUAACAUGAGACCAGCCAUAUACAACAAGAACAAGGAACAUUUCCCAGACUACAUACUGCGAGCCUACAGGGAGCUGAAAGGUCAUCCGUACGGCGGUACGUUCAACUUUAUGCAACCUGUGAUCAUCCUUCGGGACCCCAAACUCAUCAAAACCAUCACAGUGAAAGACUUCGAUCACUUCAUCGACCACAGGUCCUUUUUCAACGAAGCUACCGAGCCACUCUGGGGGAAAUCACUCUUCAAUUUGUCAGGUCAGCGUUGGAGGGACAUGAGGUCCAUACUGAGUCCUGCCUUCACAUCCAGCAAGAUGAAAACGAUGUCCCUGUUGGUAUCAGACUGCUGCCAACAGUUGGUAGACUUCCUAGAGCAGUGCUACGAACAGCCACCUGAACAGGAAUGUCAUAUUCAGAAAGGUACCACGAGUUUAAUUUUGAUCCCGUACCGCGUAUACAUCGAUUUUAAGGCGAGAGAAAUCACGAUGAUAGAGUCGCUAUGGGUAUGGACCCUGGGCACCAGUCUUUUAGCCGUAGUUGUGUACGUAAUUGGUACUUGGAAUCACAAUCACUUCUCCAAGAGGAAUAUACCUUGCCUCAAGACCGUCCCAUUUCUUGGCAACAUGGGACCAGUGGCACUUCGGAAAGUAUCGUUCCCUGACUUUGUUGUUGACUUGUACAACAAGCUUGAAGGCCAUAAAUAUGGUGGUGUGUAUGAAUUUCUGAAUCCAGUUGUACUGUUGCGAGAUCCCGAGCUCAUAAAAAUGGUGACCGUGAAAGAUUUUGAGCACUUUCUGAAUCACCGUUCUUUUAUAGACGAAAAUGUCGAACCACUGAUUGGAAAGUCGCUGUUUGGUCUUGAAGAAAGUGUAACGGCUUAUACACUUGUGAUUUAUGUUACAGAAACGCUACGCUUGUAUCCUCCUGUUGUGACGAUAGACAGAAAAUGCGUAAAGACAUACACAUUGCCUACUGAGCCAACUUAUACCCUGAAGCCUGGAGAUGGGGUCUGGAUACCUAUUUAUGCCCUACAUCAUGACCCAGACUACUUCCCUGACCCUGAGAAAUUUGAUCCUGAAAGGUUUAGCGAUGAGAAUAAACAAAGCAUUAAAAACUUCACAUCCCUGCCAUUUGGGUCUGGCCCAAGGAACUGUAUUGGGAGCCGAUUUGCACUUAUGGAAUCCAAAAUAGCAUUGGUCCAUAUAUUGUCCCGCUUCAAUCUGACAGUGGUCUCCAAGACACCCAUACCAAUACAAAUAACCAAGAAUGGAUUCAAUAUGACGGUGGACAGGGGAUUCUGGCUGGGUCUUGAGCUAAGAGUCAAGAACUAAGACAGCGACAGAAAACCAAUCAAAUGUAUGAACAAUAAUAAUUUUCUAUUUACAUGUUAUCAUAGAAAGUCAUGAAUCAAUAAUUCUGACACCAUGCAUGUAGUUAAAUCCAGAAAUCAGGAAUUAACCAUAUUUCUUUAUUAAUUCUUAUGCUACUUCAUGUAUAUAUGAUUUAACUACCUCAUCAUAUUUUUAUCUGAUGAGAGUUCCUUACUUAUGUUUCAUACUUAACAUCCUGAAUACCAACCUUGUAAGCCCAUAAUUUACUUCAUUUAAUCAGUAAGACUGGAUCAUAGAUAUGUCUGUUAUACAUAUCACAAAAGAUUAGAAAAUCUAAUCCAUCUGCUGAUCAACUACCAAUACUGGUACUGAGUAGAUAUAUUUUAAUGUAUUUUUAAAACCUGUAGUAUUUCUUAUGAAACAUCCAAUACUUAAUAUGUUAUAUGGAAUGGACAUUAAAUAUAAAUUUUCCUUUGUGCCGAAAAACCUUGGAAAGUUCAGAACAGUGUGCUUGUUGUUGUGGCUUAUGUCAUCUCCCUUCACCUUUCUCCAGUAAGGAGAUGACAAUAUCAGCUGAAUUACCAGACUGUACUCACACUACACCAUAAGACAGUUUUACUAUGCACUCCUAAAAUAUUAUGCUCAUUAUUACACAAUAUUGUUUGUUUCCUUCCCACUGUGAUCAACUUUUACACAUUAAUUCACCAUGUGCUGAAUCAUUAAGUCACAUUAAUUAUGGCAACAAUGUAGCUGCAGAGUGAAGAUCAGCAAAUGGCAGAGCAUGUUUCUCAGCAAAUGGUGAAGAAACUAUUCUAAUAUAGGUGUGGAAGUGGAAUCUCCAUAAGUCAAAUAGUUUCCAGGGUUUUUAAAUGUUACCCACACUAUAGUAAUAUAAUUUUCUUUGUGGUAUAACUUACUGCAUAAUAAGUGCAUUAGAAAGUAAUACAAUAUCCUACAAUUAAAUGAGUUCUCAGUGCUAACAUACUUUUAAUGGUCAGUUUUGUCACAGGAAUUUGUAUUAUAAUCAAAGAAUAUGUCAAAUAUAUCAAUAUAUUUUGAAGUAAAA